Messenger RNA from Tigriopus californicus, 1128 nucleotides. RefSeq lists its product as uncharacterized. The coding region runs from base 111 to 1055 and encodes 314 amino acids. The record is from RefSeq and is a predicted model, not a curated record. The transcript is spliced from 14 exons. Lineage: Eukaryota; Metazoa; Arthropoda; Copepoda; Harpacticoida; Harpacticidae.
GUCUAUUCAAUAUUGUUCAAUUUCGUAACGAUCCCUGUCAAGCACUUUCAUCUUCGAUCACAGGUGGAACAUGCUUGAGCGCACAAGAGUGCUCCAGUCAAGGUGGAACCAUGGAUGGCAAUUGCGCUGCAGGUUUUGGUGUUUGUUGCAUUUUCGCCGUAAUUGGUUGCAGUGGGAUUGUCACCAAGAAUUGCACCUAUGUUCGGAAUAUGGGCUUUCCUGGGGCCGAUAUGAGCACCAUUAGAACUUGCUCGAUAAACAUCAACCGCUCACACGGGGAUAUUUGCCAAAUCAGGUUGGACUUUGGGUCGAUAACGAUGAUUCCACUUGGAACUUUGCCGGGAGAAUGCGGCGGAACAGGCGACGCUUUGACCGUACGGAGUCCUCAUUCGGGUUCCCAGAGUGCUUUUCCACCGCCUGUCUGUGGAACACUCACCGGUCAACAUAUGUAUUUUGAAAGCGGUCGUGACGGCGCUUUGGCCGGACAGAUCAACGUUGCUCAAGGAUCCGUGUUGGGGGAUCGACGAUACAACAUCAAGGUGUCGUACAUUUCGUGCAGCAGCAGGCAGCGGGCUCCAAGUGGAUGCACUCAAUACUUCACGGGACGUACGGGAACGAUCACCUCCUACAAUUUCCAGGGUGGACAGAUCUUGGCCGACCAAGUCUAUGGGAAUUGCAUUCGUCAAGAGAGAGGGUUUUGCUCGGUCCAAUUCAAGGAAACGGACAUCGCUACGCCGGAUCCGUUUGAUUUGGAUGCCGGCAAUCCAGAUCAAGUUCAGGAUAAUUGCAUGUCCAAAAACCACGUGACCAUUCCGAGCCGAGCAAUUGAUGUGGUGGUCGCCGCCAUUACUGCCAGUCAAGAUGUUGUCACAUUGGUACCAUCAAUGAGAUGCAAUACCGUCUUUGGAUCGGCUCCCGGAACGAGUGUGCCCUCAACUCUAGAGUCUGAAAGGAAUCUGCCUUUCGUGGUGAAUGUGAGGACGCUGCCCAACGUCGUGGGUCGCGACAACAUGUUUUCGGGAUUCAGUCUGGAUUACAAGCAACUUCCAUGUUAGGAGAUCAAAGCAUCGCUCAAUUGAAAGCCUUUUUUUUGUUAAUCUUUGCAAUGUCAAGAGUAAUAAACACAUG